Symbiodinium natans is the source of this 558-nucleotide messenger RNA. The record is from the annotation of a GenBank genome assembly. Lineage: Eukaryota; Dinophyceae; Suessiales; Symbiodiniaceae.
AUGGCUCGUGAGAUGUCAUCCUUGUUGUGCUGUCUGGUCGCCUGUGCCGCGAGUGCAGCUGCAGCGACAGAGGUUCCAGCGACAGGGGGAUGCAAUCAUCUUGGCUCAGCCUCGGAGAUGGAAGAUCAUAACUCCCAGCUGCAGACAAAGCCAGCACGCGCGAGCACAAGUCACAAGGAAGGUCACAAGGGAUUUCCGGAUUGGUUGCUUUGGAAGAUGAAGGGGCAGAUCGAGGACCAAGCGGCUGCCUCGGCUUUGGACUGCAGCUUUGUUUGGAGUGUGUCGCAGAACCAAAAGGGCCGCAUCGAAGUGCCAGUGGGCAGCACUUGCGGCUACGAUGACAGCGUUGGUGAAUCGGAUGUUGUUUGCACGGUGACCCAGGGCCCCUCAACCAAUCCACAGUCAGUGAACUCAGACAUAACGCCCUUCGAGCUGCAGCCGGAGGGUUCGGGGGUGAACUACUACAUUGAGAUUGUGUCCAACGAUGCAAACUACACCUUCAGACCACCUGACGAGUGGUUCAUCGCAUGCCGUGCAGCUACUAUUACUAGCACAUAG